Messenger RNA from Capsella rubella, 1169 nucleotides. Its product is annotated as transcription factor MYB26. The record is from RefSeq and is a predicted model, not a curated record. NCBI's taxonomy places the organism in Eukaryota, Viridiplantae, Streptophyta, Magnoliopsida, Brassicales, Brassicaceae. Bases 1 to 1074 code for a protein of 357 amino acids. The transcript is spliced from 3 exons.
AUGGGUCAUCACUCGUGCUGCAACAAGCAAAAGGUGAAGAGAGGGCUUUGGUCACCCGAAGAAGACGAAAAGCUCAUCAACUACAUCAAUUCAUAUGGCCAUGGAUGUUGGAGCUCUGUUCCCAAACAUGCAGGUUUGCAGAGAUGUGGGAAGAGUUGUAGAUUAAGAUGGAUAAAUUAUCUACGACCUGAUCUUAAACGUGGAAGCUUCUCUCCUCAAGAAGCUGCUCUUAUCAUUGAGCUUCACAGCAUUCUUGGUAACAGAUGGGCUCAAAUUGCUAAACAUCUACCUGGAAGAACAGAUAACGAGGUCAAAAAUUUCUGGAACUCAAGCAUAAAAAAGAAGCUCAUGUCUCACCACCAUCAUGGCCAUCAUCUUCAUCACCAUCACCAUCAUCUCUCUUCCAUGGCGAGUUUGCUCACCAACCUUCCUUAUCACAAUGGCUUCAACCCUACUACUCAUGUCGACGAUGAAAGUUCAAGAUUCAUGUCCAAUAUCAUCACAACUACUAACCCUACUUUCAUCACUCCAAGCCACCUCUCUCUCCAGUCUCCUCAUGUUAUGACUCCAUUGAUGUUCCCAACCCCUAGAGAAGGAGAUUUCAAGUUUAUAAACACAAACCAGUCUCAUCAAGACAAUAACCUUUACAACAAUUUCGACAUUUUGUCAGCCACAGCAGUCAUAAACAAUCAUCAUCAACCUCUACUCUCUUCUUCUUCCCAUGAUAAUGAUCCCCAAUGGCCAGCGUUACCAGAUUUCCCAGCUAGUACCAUUUCCUCUUUCCAAGAAACUCUUCAAGAUUAUGAUGAUGCUAAUAAACUCAACGUGUUUGUAACACCGUACAACGAUAAUGCCAAAAAGUUAUCAUGUGGAGAGGUUCUCGAAGGCAAAGUACUAUCCUCCUCCUCGCCAGUUUCACAAGAUCACGGCCUUCUUCUCCCCACCUCGUACAACUUGCAAAUGUCUACUACGGGUGAUCAUCAUCAUCGAGUGGACUCAUACAUCAAUCACAUGGUCAUACCAUCAUCAUCCUCAUCGUCGCCAAUCUCUUGUGGACAGUACGUCAUCACUUAAGCAAACCCUAGUCUUACUCCAUCAACAUGGGAUUCCUAGACAUGGGUACGUAUUUAAUACCUAUAUAGAAUCUAUAUACGUUUUACAUCUAUAUA